AUGACGUAUACAGGAGAACUAUCCAAAAAUCAUACUUCAGAAUAUUUAAAAGAAACUCUUCAAGAAGUUACGGAGAAUUGGAAUGUGGAUGGAAAAGUGUCUGGUAUUACACAUGAUAACGCGUACAAUAUUACUAAAGCAAUAAAAAAGUUACAAGAAGAUACAAAUGAAGGCUGUAGAAGUAUGCCAUGUGCUGUCCAUACAUUACAACUAGCGGUGAACAAAGGAUUAUUAAUUGAUGAAUGUAUAGUUAUUUCCAAAAAGGCUUCGUCAAUAGUGUCUGCCUUCAAACACUCGUAUAAAAGAACAACAGCAUUAGAGUCUUAUCUCAUAAACAAUGGUAAACCGAAUUUACGUUUAAUUCAAUGUUGUCCAACUCGAUGGAAUUAA
Messenger RNA from Myzus persicae (green peach aphid), 390 nucleotides. RefSeq lists its product as uncharacterized. Lineage: Eukaryota; Metazoa; Arthropoda; Insecta; Hemiptera; Aphididae. The transcript has a single exon. Bases 1 to 390 code for a protein of 129 amino acids. The record is from RefSeq and is a predicted model, not a curated record.